This is a messenger RNA of Cydia splendana, 3480 nucleotides long. Its product is annotated as long-chain fatty acid transport protein 4-like. Gene Ontology annotation, biological process: triglyceride homeostasis. The record is from RefSeq and is a predicted model, not a curated record. Gene Ontology annotation, molecular function: long-chain fatty acid-CoA ligase activity; long-chain fatty acid transmembrane transporter activity. Gene Ontology annotation, cellular component: endoplasmic reticulum. Bases 143 to 2098 code for a protein of 651 amino acids. Lineage: Eukaryota; Metazoa; Arthropoda; Insecta; Lepidoptera; Tortricidae. The transcript is spliced from 12 exons.
CAUUCAUUUGAUUCACUUGAAUGGUACUGAAGAGCGUCCGCGAAUUCUGCGCUGCGAUCUACUUGGCCACUAAAGACAGGGUCCCGCUACAACCGUGGGUCGCCGCUCAGUAAGCCGCUACUCGUGGCGAAAGCAAGUCGCGAUGUUACUCGUCGGGGCCGCUGUAAUCGCGGCAUGUGCCGUUUGCCUCUUUUACGGCUUUCUCUCCACAUUAACAUUAUCUGUUUGUUUAGUGUUAGUGUAUGUUGCUUUGUUCCACUGGAGAUGGUGCUACGUCGCCCUGAGGACUGCCCCGAGGGAUAUCGCAGCCCUAAUAUGCUACGUGAAACUGUUAUGGCUGACAAGGCAGCUAACAAAGAAAAACUGGACAAUACCAGAUGCAUUCCAUGAAACUGUGGGAUGUCAUCCAAACAAACCAUGUUUUCUACAUCAAGAUGAAGUGUGGACUUUUAAGGAGGUGGAAGACUUCAGCUUGCGCGUAACAGCCGUGCUGAGAGCGCAAGGCGUAAAAAAGGGCAGCGUGGUGGGCAUCCUGAUGAGUAACUGCCCGCAACUGCCCAGCACCUGGCUGGGGGCGGCCCGGCUCGGGGCCGUCUGCCCGCUCAUCAAUACUAAUCAGCGUGGGAACGCGUUAAUACACUCUGUCAACGUCGCUAAUUGCGAUGUAGUCAUAUUCUCAGAGGAAUAUCAAACCGCAAUUCAAGAGGUAGCUGGUCAAUUGAGUCCAUCACUGAAAUUAUUCAAGUUUGUUCACCGGCCCCUCAAUACCGCCAGCCCUGAGGCCAAAUCGAGCGGCGACCAGAUACCUGACCUGACGUCUUUGCUGGAGACCACGCCGCCUGCUCCGUGGUCCUUGGCUGAUGCUGAUGGGUUCCAUGGAAAACUCCUAUACAUCUACACAUCUGGAACCACUGGAUUGCCCAAAGCUGCUGUUAUUUCAAGCUCCAGAUUCGUGUUUAUGGCAGCGGGCCUCCACUACCUGGGCGGUAUAACCCCCGACGACACAGUGUACUGCCCCUUGCCCCUGUACCACACCGCGGGAGGCGUCAUCAGCGUCGGCCAAGCACUGCUCUUCGGCUGCACGGUGGCUGUGAAGGCCAAGUUCUCCGCCUCGCAGUACUUCCCGGACUGCAUUAAAUAUAAAGCUACGGUGGCGCACUACAUCGGUGAGAUGUGCCGCUACGUGCUGGCGACGCCGCCCGCGCCGACCGACAAGCAACACUCCGUACGCACCAUUUUCGGCAACGGCAUGCGCCCUCAGAUCUGGAACGAAUUCGUGACAAGGUUCAAUAUCAAACACGUUGCUGAGUUUUAUGGAGCAACCGAAGGAAACGCUAAUAUAGUGAAUAUCGACAGCAAACCCGGAGCAAUCGGCUUCGUGUCCAGGAUCAUUCCGAAGGUGUACCCGAUCGCGAUCAUUAAGGUCGACCAGGAGACCGGCGAGCCCAUCCGGGACGCUAAUGGACUUUGUCAGUUAGCGCAGCCAGAGGAGCCAGGCGUAUUCAUCGGCAAAAUAUCGCCCAACAACCCCGCGCGUGCCUUCCUGGGCUAUGUCGACAAGUCCGCCUCCGACAAGAAGAUCGUCAGAGACGUCUUCGCCAAGGGAGACUCGGCGUUCAUCUCCGGUGACAUCCUAGUGGCAGACGAGCUGGGCUACCUGUACUUCCGCGACCGCACGGGCGACACGUUCCGCUGGCGCGGCGAGAACGUGAGCACCACCGAGGUGGAGGCCGCCGUGUCGCGCGUCGCCGCCCAGAGGGACGCCGUCGUCUACGGAGUCGAGGUUCCGAACACGGAGGGUCGCGCGGGGAUGUGCGGCGUCGUGGACGUCAACGGGACCCUGGACUUGGACCAGCUGGCCGCCGACCUCGCCAAGGACCUGCCCGUGUACGCCCGCCCCGUCUUCAUGCGGGUCAUGCCCAGCAUGGACAUGACAGGUACAUUUAAAAUGAAGAAAACUGACUUGCAAAAAGAAGGUUUCGAUCCUGCCCUAGUGAAGAAAGACAAGCUUUACUACCUCGACUCGAAGUUGGGCCGAUACCUACCGCUAGGCUCCCAAGAGUAUGAAAAAAUUGUGAACGGACAAAUAAGAAUAUGAAAAGGAAUUUUGUAGUAAAAGAUGUUUUUACGUAUCGUCUGGUUUAGACGUGAAGGUUCUUCGAUAGUUUUUAUAGUAUUUUUAGUGAGUGGCGUCCUUACUGUAUUUAUGAAAAAAGUUUACUAAAUGUUGAUUCUGAGCAAUUAAUCGCACUGAGCUUAAGACUUAACCAUAGUUAAAAUAUUAGAAAGUGUUGGUUAAACUAAUGAUGUACUAGGUGGCUGUAUCUCAGUAAUAUAUUACAACAUAUCCAUCUACCACAUGUUACCUGUCUGUAACAAUAAUUUUAUAACAAUAUAAAAAAAAAUUGACACAUUUAAUACCAUAAGCUUCCUUCAUAAUCAGGAUACUUGCAAAUGUGUGUCUUUACUCUGUACGUUGCCCGUUUUAUUGAAGCAUUAAAUUGAAAAGAAAAUUACUACGAAACUAUAUUCUUGCUAUAUGCUUUUGAUUGUACUUUCUAGAUCUGUCUCGAUUAAGAUAGAUAGCGGUUGUGAUAUCGGGACGAAUUACUCAAAUGUCUCAAAUAAUUAUUUUGUUUCUGUCUCUCGUUAGAUGGAGUUGAGGCGGAAGUUGCUAAUAUCGUAGGUUCGUGAAUAUCAACUACCUUAAUUAUUCUAAGGAAGUAAAAAUCAAAUACACGUCCUAUUUUUUCGUACGAGAAAACGCGUACACGAUAGCAAUUUUUACAACAACUUCUUAGUAGGUAGGUACUUAAGUAGGUAAGAAAACGGUAGUUUUAAUGGUGUUUGGGAUGUAUUUUAUUGUUUUUUCCCUUUGGUUUUGGUCAAGAACUGGGAACUAGAUGCAUAGGUAGUAGGUACGUUAGUUAGGCGUCUAUAAAAAUAUGAAAACUUUCUUACAACAUCAUCCCAUUUAUAUAAAUUAGUUAAUUUAUUAUUUGCUUGUUACAAGUAAUAGUUCACCAUAAUGAACAUUGUUAUUUGUUUAUCAUUACCGUAAUUGUGUCGAUGCAAAACUGUCAUUUUGUAUGUAUUGUGAUAUUAAUUAUGCUUAAAGCGGUACUAAUUAAGAAUAUGAAAACUAUAUGAACUUAUUGUACUUGUAUUUAUUUCUUUAUUUUAGGUACCAUCACGCUCCGUGAUUGUUGCGCCAUUUAGGGUCCUAGCUAAAUUGGUUGUUCAAUAGUUACUAAACAAUUUCCAGUUUAGCAAGAACCCUAAAUGGCCUAACAAUCCUGUGUGGUCUGUACAUACAAAAUAAAAAUGCAUUAAUCCAAUUGUCUAAGACUGACCGCAUUUGUAAGAAUUUACUUUAGCAUUAUUUUUUUCUUUUCAAAAACCUUAUAUUUAUAAAUAUGUACUGUACAGAUGUUUAAGUAUUUGUAAGUCUUGUGGUCGGAAUACAGUUAAUAUAUUUUC